AUGAGGCUCGCGUGGUACGCAGGGGUUUCCACGGCCCUGGCGGCCUCAGUCGUCGUGUCGGCAUUCCACCAACGAGCGAACUUUUAUUCGGCCAUGGUUUACCUCGCGCAGAGUAACUUCUGCUUACUGGUCUUGGUCAACUUCAUUUACCUUAUCUACGGUACCCUGAUUUAUGGCCUGCAACGACUUCUGUAUGGCCCGCUGCGACAAGUAGAGGUCGAGCAGCUCUCCGAAAAGGCGUGGUUCGCCAUUACCGAAACAUGCCUCGCGAUGACGAUAUUUCGGGAGGAGAUUGGUGCAUGGUUCCUCGUCAUGUUUACUGCUCUGGUGACAGGCAAGGUCUGGGGCUGGAUCGGCGACGGCCGCGUUGAAGUUCUCGAGCAGCAACCUCCCGCGAACCCCGGUCUCUUCCACACCAGACUCAGUCUUUCGCUCCUCUUGAGCCUGAUCUACGACACCUGGCUUCUUCGAUACACUGUGGCUACGGUCAUCCAGCAAGCACGACCCAACAUGAUGGUUAUGUUCCUCUUCGAGUUUGCUGUACUGGCGACGUGCUCCGCGCGGACCGGAAUCCGCUACAUGGUAUCCGUCAUGGAGCAGAACAUUGUCAAGACACAAACGAGACACCGAUUGGAGGAACGACGAAGGCAGCUUCUAGAUUGCGUCAAGCUAGCCAUCUACUUGGUCUUCUUCGGAAUCCUACUUACAUUCUACGGCUUGCCCAUUCACAUUAUGCGGGACCUCUUUAUGACGGCCAGAUCUGUUAUAAAGAGAGGAUCUGCGCUCUGGCGCUACCGCAAGGCUGUGGAGGAUAUGAACAAGUAUCCAGACGCCACACAGGAAGAGCUUGCACGAGAGGACACUUGCAUCAUUUGCCGAGAGGAGAUGCGGCCCUGGGACCCCAACAAUGGGGCGGUCGAGCGUGUACGACCCAAGAAGCUGCCCUGUGGACACAUCUUACACUUCGGCUGCCUCAAGAGCUGGCUCGAGCGUCAACAAGUCUGCCCUACCUGCCGAAGCCCCGUUGUCGUCAACAACAACAACAACAACGCUGCAGCGCCGCAGAACCGGGAGGCGAUGUUCGCCAGGAUCGGUCUCGGUGGGUUGGGAGCCGCUCCUCCAGCCCCAGGUGGCCAACAACAGCCGCCCGACAACGCCGGCGGCGUUGUGCCUGUCGCUCAACCGGCUCAACAACCACCUCGCAAUGGAGCGGCUCGUGUCUUCCAGUUAGGUCCCAUCCGUCUCGGUUUCGCACAGGGAGAGAACAUGCAGCAGCUGGCCCAGCAAAUGGGCGUCCCUCCAGAGGCAAUCCCUACGCCUCUUGCACAGGGAGCCCCUGCCGGCCCCUUCACACCAGCCGCACAAACACCGGGCGGUAACAGCAUGUCGGCAAUCCGCCAGCAAAUACAACAACUCGAGCACAUGAUCCAGCGCGAGGUCGCAUCCCUCCAGAGUAUGCAUCAGGAGCUACAGACCCUUCAGCUUCUUACUGCAGAGCUUGGCCGCAUUCGUCAGUUGCAACAGCAAUCGGAACAGGUGCAGAAUGGGCCGCUGAAUGGUGGACUGGGCCCGAAUGUCGUCAACCUAGGACCCAAUCAGCAGUUUCCGCUUCCCGCGAUGUCCUUGUCACAACUUCCGAUCCAUCCAGGAUUGCGGGUAAAUGGCCCCGUUGUGACUAGACACGGAGCUGCGAAUCAUUCGAACGCAAUUCCUGCCGGCAGCUCAGAGCUUCCCGAAGGUGUAGUUAUACCUCCGGGAUGGUCCCUCUUGCCCCUCCAGCGGAUAGAGGGCGCCCCAGGGUCCCAGCCCUUUUCUGAGGCGACACCAUCAGGAUCGGGCGAGAAUACACAGCCGUCAGAGUCGACGGCCUCCGUUCCAACUGCCCCGGCCGCUGGUGCCACUCAGCAUCAAGAGUCUAACUCCGUACCCACAAUCGACUUCUCAGCCCAUGCGACUGAGCCUGAGCAACGUCAUAGAACCGCCGUCUCGAGUUCCAACGUCACUACAGAUCAGACCGAGUCUCCCCCCGUCCUCGCCCCGAAUCCCGUGCUACCCAACUGGGGCGGAGCGAACCAGCUUUUUGGCAACGGACGAGGAUUGUCGAGCCUGGGUAACACGGCGCCCUCAGAGACGUCGGUUGAUGAUGUUUCGAGACAGGAGGAAAGCGCGCCUCGGACUGCAGGGGAUAAGUCACCAGCCGCUCCGGCAAGAGACGAGAGCAUCGAGGAGGACAGUGCCAGUGGCAGCAGCAACAAGGGCAAGGCCAGGGCUGUCACCGUAGAGGAGGCCGAAGACGAUGAGUAA
Colletotrichum spaethianum is the source of this 2304-nucleotide messenger RNA. Its product is annotated as ERAD-associated E3 ubiquitin-protein ligase HRD1. Gene Ontology annotation, cellular component: cytoplasm. The transcript is spliced from 4 exons. Lineage: Eukaryota; Fungi; Ascomycota; Sordariomycetes; Glomerellales; Glomerellaceae. Bases 1 to 2304 code for a protein of 767 amino acids. The record is from RefSeq and is a predicted model, not a curated record.